CAAGAAAAGAAGAGGCAAAGCAACAGAGAAGGAUGGGGGGCAAAAAAAAAAAAAAGAGAAAAAGAAAAAAAGAAGAGGAGAGAAUAACCUUACACAUUCAUUAAUUAGCACUCUCCCCCUUCUUCUUCUUCUUCUUCUUCUUCUUCCCACUUUACUCUCUUUCCCUAGCUUAGCUAACCCCAUCUCUCUCGCCUUUCGUUUCAAGCUUUGCUCAUUCAUGGAAUUACUCCUCACUCCCCUCCACUUAUUAAGUACACCAUCUCAAAUUCUUAUGAGAUCUUGAUGAUCAAUUCCCAUACACAAGAUACAUAUUAUUAUAUAUGAUCAAAUAUGGGCUCUCAAGGAAAUCCACAAGCUUGGAUCCCAUACAUGACAAGCAAGGACUGCACUCAAGGAAUAUGCAGCCUGUACUGCCCUCAGUGGUGCUACUUGGUCUUCCCUCCUCCACCUCCUCUCCAAUACCUUGGAGAUGGAGAUGACACCUCUUCCUCAGGCCCCAAUUUCUCCCCUCUCAUAAUUGCCAUCAUUGGUGUCCUGGCCAGUGCGUUCCUCCUCGUCACCUACUACACCGUCAUCUCCAAGUUCUGCGGAAGCAAUGGAUCGUCCGUGACGGACACUGCCCGGGACGCGAACUCGGUCCCUGAUGGCGAUCCCAGCUCGGGUCCAGCCCAUGAGCCGUGGUACAUCUCGAGUACCGGCGGUGGCCUGGACGAGGCCCUCAUAAGGUCGAUCGCGGUGUGCAAGUACAAGAGGGGCGCCGGGAUGGUCGAGGGCACGUGCUCGGUCUGUCUCAGCGAGUUCCAGGAGGACGAGAGCGUCCGGCUCCUGCCCAAGUGCACGCACGCGUUUCACGUACCCUGCAUCGACACGUGGCUCAAGUCCCACUCCAACUGUCCGCUCUGCCGGUCCGAGGUGGCCUUCACCGGUUCUUUCCCCGUUGCAAUGCCCCUGCCUCCUGUAGUAAUUCAACUGCCCUGGAAUGAAAACCAGCAAGUCGUCGAGGACCAGCCGACUGAUCCUGGAAGGACCAGCACUCAUAGUGCAUCUAGUGAUGUCACGGAUCAAGAAGAAGCUACGGAGAUAGGAGAUCAUGCCGCAAAGUCUCAAUCACUGAGGAUUAGCAGUGGGAUUGGCAAUAAUAUUGAGACGCCGACGCCGACCGACUCCGUAGUAAUUGAAGUUGGCAGUGAUGAUAGUGAAGGGCUGCAGCCGAUUAGGAGAUCUUUUUCGAUGGGGCAUUCGUGCCUAACGGUUGCUGAUAUAUUGACGGUGGAUCAGGAUGAGGAAGAUCAUCAGGUUCAGGAGUCGUCCACUAGCUGCUCUACUGUGAAUCAUUAUGCGGCCGGGUCAGCUAAUGAGUCUUCGUUGGAGAUGUGCAAGACUGAGCACAAGAGAGGCUUCCUCCACUGUGCGAUUGAUCGGCCCGUGCCCAUGAAGAGGUCGCUCUCGAGCGGUCGGCUCUCGCUCUCCCGGCAUGGAACCAGAAGAACAAAGGGAGCCAGAAUUCCUGUCUGAAAGUUAAUUAAAUCUCUCUUCGAUCAAAUUCUUCAAUCAACUUCAGACGAUGGGCCUCAUUGUAUUAUAUAUAUAUAUAUAUAUAUAUGUUGAACUUCUUGGCCGCAUUGUGCGUCUCCUAGAAGGUUAAGCAUGUGCCUAGACUAGUACUUAACUUGCAUAUCGGGAAUUUAAAAUAUUGAACUGCGCUGAAAUUUUUUUUUUUUUUAAUCCAAUGGCUCUCGAGAUUUGAUAUAUUUAUCAUGCAUUUCACUUUCAUCUGCAAUACAAAUUCACAUGUUGGACA
Messenger RNA from Punica granatum (pomegranate), 1801 nucleotides. NCBI's taxonomy places the organism in Eukaryota, Viridiplantae, Streptophyta, Magnoliopsida, Myrtales, Lythraceae. The record is from RefSeq and is a predicted model, not a curated record.